CUGGGUGGUUAUUCGAGUCGAUUCGAUCCGAUUCGAGUCGAUUCGAGUCGAUUCGAGCCGAUUCGAGCCGAUUCGAGUCGAUUCGAGCCGAUUCGAUCCGAUUCGAAUCGAUUCGAGUCGAUUCGAAUCGAUUCGAAUCGAUUCGAAUCGAUGAAAAAUUGGGGUUUUCGCCUUCACAGUUACUUCUGGGUGGUUAUUCGAGUCGAUUCGAUCCGAUUCGAGUCGAUUCGAGUCGAUUCGAGCCGAUUCGAGUCGAUUCGAGUCGAUUCGAGUCGAUUCGAGCCGAUUCGAAUCGAUUCGAAUCGAUUCGAAUCGAUGAAAAAUUGGGGUUUUCGCCUUCACAGUUACUUCUGGGUGGUUAUUCGAGUCGAUUCGAUCCGAUUCGAGUCGAUUCGAUCCGAUUCGAGUCGAUUCGAGUCGAUUCGAGCCGAUUCGAGCCGAUUCGAGUCGAUUCGAGCCGAUUCGAUCCGAUUCGAGUCGAUUCGAGUCGAUUCGAGUCGAUUCGAGCCGAUUCGAAUCGAUUCGAAUCGAUUCGAAUCGAUGAAAAAUUGGGGUUUUCGCCUUCACAGUUACUUCUGGGUGGUUAUUCGAGUCGAUUCGAUCCGAUUCGAGUCGAUUCGAGUCGAUUCGAGCCGAUUCGAGCCGAUUCGAGUCGAUUCGAGCCGAUUCGAAUCGAUUCGAAUCGAUUCGAAUCGAUGA
Messenger RNA from Caenorhabditis angaria, 699 nucleotides. Lineage: Eukaryota; Metazoa; Nematoda; Chromadorea; Rhabditida; Rhabditidae. The record is from the annotation of a GenBank genome assembly.